AUGGCACUUGACACAUUGCUCCUUCGGGAGCUCACAGCAGCAGCUAUUCUCUUCUUUAUCACACGUUAUUUCAUUCGUUCGCUUCUCAGAAAAUCAACCAGAACGCUUCCCCCUGGCCCAAAAGGGUGGCCGGUUGUGGGUGCUCUUCCACUACUAGGGUCCAUGCCGCAUGUCACACUGGCCAAAUUAGCCAAAAAAUAUGGACCUCUCAUGUACCUGAAAAUGGGAACAUGCAACAUGGUGGUGGCCUCAACUCCAGAUGCUGCUCGAGCUUUCCUUAAGGCCCUUGACUUGAAUUUCUCCAAUCGACCCGCUAAUGCUGGUGCCACCCACCUAGCUUAUAACUCUCAAGACAUGGUCUUUGCGGACUAUGGUCCAAGGUGGAAAUUGCUUCGUAAACUGAGCAAUCUGCACAUGCUUGGUGGUCAAGCCCUAGAGGAUUGGGCACAAGUCCGUGCCGUUGAGCUAGGCCAUAUGCUUCUAGCUAUGUGCGAAUCUAGCCAAAAGGGUGAGCCAGUGGUUGUGCCAGAAAUGUUGACGUAUGCCAUGGCCAAUAUGAUCGGCCAAGUGAUCCUCAGUCGACGAGUUUUCGUGACGAAAGGGUCAGAGUCCAAUGAAUUCAAAGACAUGGUGGUGGAGCUCAUGACCUCUGCCGGUUUUUUCAAUAUCGGUGACUUUAUACCGUCCAUUGCAUGGAUGGAUUUGCAAGGGAUUGAACGUGAGAUGAAGAAAUUACAUAAAAGAUGGGAUGUGCUGUUGACAAAGAUGAUGGAAGAGCAUGCGGUAACAGCUCAUGAGCGGAAGAGUAAGCCUGAUUUCCUUGAUAUUAUUAUGGAUAACAGAGAAAACUCUGAAGGGGAAAAGCUCAGUUUGACCAAUGUCAAGGCUCUUCUCUUGAAUCUAUUCACUGCUGGCACGGACACAUCCUCUAGCAUAAUCGAAUGGGCAUUAGCUGAAAUCAUGAAAAAUUCUACCAUACUCAAAAAAGCUCAUGACGAGAUGGAUAAAGUCAUUGGCAGAAACCGAAGGCUCCGAGAAUCUGACAUACCCAAACUGGCAUAUUUUCAAGCCAUAUGCAAAGAAACAUUCCGAAAACAUCCAUCGACUCCCUUGAACUUACCCCGAGUUUCCUCCCAAGCUUGUGAGAUUAAUGGCUACUAUAUCCCAAGAAAUACUAGACUUAGUGUCAACAUUUGGGCAAUUGGUCGUGACCCUGACGUUUGGGAUAAUCCACUAGAUUUCACCCCUGAAAGAUUUAUGAGUGGGAAAAAUGCCAAAAUCGAUCCACGAGGAAACGAUUUUGAGCUAAUUCCAUUUGGUGCUGGAAGAAGAAUCUGUGCUGGAACCAGGAUGGGCAUUGUGCUAGUUGAGUACAUUUUAGGCACAUUGGUGCACUCUUUCGAAUGGAUCCUACCAAACGGUGGGGAACUAAACAUGGAUGAGGCCUUUGGCCUUGCGUUGCAAAAGGCUGUGCCUCUUUCAGCCAUGGUUCGCCCACGGCUCGCCCCAAGCGCUUACGUUUCCUAAGCUCAACGAUCCUAAUGCCAAGCCCCAAAUUCUAUCCAGCCAGAUGGCUUAUAUAUGAUCAUUUUUUUCGUAGUUGUUUUGG
This is a messenger RNA of Theobroma umbraticum, 1609 nucleotides long. Its product is annotated as flavonoid 3',5'-hydroxylase 2-like. Lineage: Eukaryota; Viridiplantae; Streptophyta; Magnoliopsida; Malvales; Malvaceae. The record is from RefSeq and is a predicted model, not a curated record. Gene Ontology annotation, molecular function: monooxygenase activity; heme binding; oxidoreductase activity, acting on paired donors, with incorporation or reduction of molecular oxygen.